Darwinula stevensoni is the source of this 3440-nucleotide messenger RNA. NCBI's taxonomy places the organism in Eukaryota, Metazoa, Arthropoda, Ostracoda, Podocopida, Darwinulidae. The record is from the annotation of a GenBank genome assembly.
UACAUGGCGGCGCCUGGUGCUGCUCUGGCAUUCGCCGCUGAUGGCAAGUCAGAAAUGACCAGGAGCGACGAAGCCUGACGUCAGUGCCAUCCCACGCAUCUUUCUCUUCGUUUGUCCCCUUGAGAACUGACUUUGAAAGACCUCCUUCCGUCCAUGCGUCAUUAGGCCAAAGCAGCUUUAGAAAGCCAAAUCACUAGUCGCUCCGAGUUCGUCUUUCGGAAUGGCAGUUUAGACUUGUGCCGCAGAUCUCCAUGAUAGUGGAUUUCAACUCACCAAUACGUUCUAAGUUUCGCAGGCCUGUGGCUUGGCUAGGCGCGAAUGUCUGUGCCAAAGGGAAAAACCCACAAGGGAAACCGAAGGCCUAUCCAUUCCUUCCUCUUCACCAUCGUCAGGCAUGGGGUCACAGACGCUAACCUGAGAGACAUCAUCCAAGGUCACAAAGACGUGCCUCUGAACUCCGAAGGCUUCGGCCAGGCCGUACGCCUGGGGAAGUGCCUGGCGGGUGUCCACUUCACCCAUUGGUAUUCCAGUGAUCUCCAAAGAGCAUUUCAGACUUGCACAGCAGUUCUCAAGGAAAAUAAACAUCGAGUUCUACUCAGCAGCGUCAUGAAGGAUGACAUUCUUCGAGAAAGGAACUUUGGGGAAUUAGAGGGAAAGACAUGGGAGGAAGUGAAGAACUUGGCUGCUGCCAGAAAGGAGGACAUCACCAAGUUCACUCGGGAGCGUAUCGAAAGUGUGCCCGCCAUGAAGCAGAGAGCCAGUACUUUCAUCAAUGGAGUACUGCAGAUGAUGAACAAGCACCUGAACCAGAUGCACGGUUCUCACAAGCCGAGUCGAGACGGUCCUCUGCCUCCCGAACUGCAUGUGAUAGUCUUCUCCCAUGGAGGGAUGAUCCGAGAAAUGGUUUCCCAUAUUCAGGAUGAUCUUCAUUGCACCAACAUCCCCCACAUCGGGAAGAUGGGACGAGGCAGCUGCCCCAACACGGGCGUGACACAGUUCCGAUUCGAUCUGGUUGCCAACGUGCCUGCUCCCACCAUUGAUGGCAUCAACUGCAUUCUCUUCUUUGACAUCUCACAUCUAAAGGAACCAGAGCUGAGACCAGGGACAAAACGGGGGAGUCGAGACGGUCGCGAGACGACGCCAGAAUCUUCUGCCCAUCCCCUGGUACGGCACAUCGCAUCCGGUGGGAGCCCUCGUUCGAGUCAGGAAAGGGAGAGCGCUCGUCCUAAUCCCAUCGAAGAGACCAUCGAGGCCAUUCGGUGAUGCAGUCAUUCAUUCAUUCUGUGUCUUUCAUGCUUACCCUUCACCCUAGUCUGUGUUCACAGAGGCAGUCCCAUUUUCAAUUAAACAUUAUGUCUUGGGAUUGUUUUGAAAAAUUCUUAAUGGUGCUUCAUUCUGAAGUCUAAGAUCAUUCACAUUUGCACAUUUCUCUCAUUUUAGUGCACUCCAGUGUAAACAAUGGAGCAACCAUGCCUUGGCCCCACUUUGUCCCAUUUAUUUUGUGGCAAUUGGGAAUAGGAACAUAGUACUGUGCACUCUGAAGUUGAGGCUUGCACUUACUUCACUAUACGAGAUUUAGAGCCUAAAAUUCAGGGUACCAUUUUGCUUAAACCCUGUGAAGUGCUAACACCUCCAUUGUGCCAGGUUAAAUCCUCCUUGCCUGCAAGCGUGAAAUACCAGUUGCACUUGAAUGUCAAGUUCCUUGAACUAUAAGAGGGCAUGUGAAUGGCAUUUUUGCCUUGGUGGUUUCAUUUCUGUGAAUUUAUGGGCUCUGUGAUAGACUGACAGGCCUCAUAGCCUUGUUUUAGUCAAUUUCCUUGAGGAAAGAAUGCAUUACAACUCACAAGAACACUUUUUUUUUCUCAGUUAUUUCCAAUGCAGGUCUAGCCUGAGCUGGGCAAUCCCUAUUGGAUCUGUUUUUUCUUCCACUUGAAGUUCUCAGUAUUUAUUAUGGGUAUCAAUAGUCUGCUCCAAUGGAAACAUUUUCAAGGACACAACCAUUGGUAGACCUGCCAAAUUCCAAAAAUGAAUGACCUAACCUAAUGCUGUGAAGUUUAACUUCUAAAGAAAAAAUGUCUGUCUCAGAAGUCUAUUCCGUGAAAUUUCUUUGUGGAACCAUUUACGUUAGAUGUCACGGUGAAAUACCCAAAAAUUUAACAACCUCCUAUAUCCCCAUCUUGAAGAACUCCAAGUCAUUGAUGACAGAAUUAGAAUACCAAAGAUUGCAUUCCUACUCUUUUGCCAGUAACUAUUUGUUAGUGCCCUUCUGUCCUUCCAUUAUUUUCUCAAAAAAUAUAGGCCAGCAAGAAGUGGGAAAAAUCUUUAAGGGUUUUCACUUUGAGACUUUGGAUAAAGUGACUGAGGAGGGGGGGAAUGCCUGUGUAAGGCAGGUGCCUUGCCAAAUGAUGUUUAGUUUUCAAAUCCCAAUGCCCUGUCAGAGCAAAUUUUGGCCAAAGAAUGCACACUCACCAUGUAACUUGUAUGUCCACCCAUCCACUAUACCUCUCUACCAUUAGGGUAAAUCAUGGAUACAAGGGAUUGAAGCAUAUAUGAACUUCAUCACCUCGUCUGGUAAUUAUAGGAGAUGCUAAGAUCUCAUAACUUCAUGUCAUCUCACCUUUUAGGUCUAGAAAGUUCUUCACAAAAUGGAAAAGGGCACAAGGAAGAAAUUUGCUGAAGGCAGCAUUUCUUGAUAUGCAAAUGCAGGGUCCAUUCAUUUUUUGCUUUUAUGGAAUGUGAAAGUCCUUAAGAGUCAUGAGUGGGUGUCCCUCUCUUGAUAACCACACAGCUUAUUUUGUGGCUGCCAGAAAAAAAGUGAAAGCCAAAUGCUGGUAACUUGAUCAGAGUGCUGACCAAACCGCUCAUCAUGCCAUUGUGUCAAAAUUUGGAUCCUUCAUUAGUAGUGUUGUAUUUUCAUGCUCCUUUCCCAUAAUUGCAUUUUCAGAUUCAUAUGCAGGUAUCCCAUUGGCAACAGUUUUGGCUCUUUCUAUGGAUUAUUGUGGAUUGUUCUUGCUUGCUCAUUUUCAUGGUUUUAUGCAUUCACCCUUGAGGCUUUUCCUCUUUCUUUGGUUUGUUAUUUUGCUAGUAUUAGUGAAAUUGAACUGCAGUGUUUCUUAGCUGUAUACUGCCUAGUAGGUGGAAUCUUGACUUUUUACCAGUCCAUUAUGAGAACAUUGCUUGGCAUAUAACAAAAGCAGAUAACUCCACCUACAAUUCACUAUACAGGAAAAACAAAACUGCAGCUAAAGGCAUGUAUUUAUAGUGGCCAAAUGUGAGGUCUUCCUCAAAAUGGAGAAUGUCUUGCAUUUGCCCAAUUCUGUGAUGUUCAGAGCAGAGGUUAUUUGCUUAUUAGUAGUAUUAUGAAGUUUGGAUGGAAAGUGGUUACUGAGCCUGUGAUCUUCAUGAGUCUCAGCUUGGAUGAAAAUGCAUAUCGAACCUGC